This is a messenger RNA of Striga hermonthica, 1086 nucleotides long. The record is from the annotation of a GenBank genome assembly. NCBI's taxonomy places the organism in Eukaryota, Viridiplantae, Streptophyta, Magnoliopsida, Lamiales, Orobanchaceae.
AUGACGUCCUACAUUAAAUCCAUUGAUGGACGUGCUUGGUUAUCUGUACUUACCGGAUGGGAGCCACCUACGAAAGAAGUUGAAGGGGUGAAACAUGAGAAAAAUGAAGCUGAAUAUAGUACGGGUGAGAGCUCGUCGGCCAACUUCAAUUCAAAAGCACUCAAUGCAAUUUUUGGCACGGUCGAUGAGAACAUGUUUCGCUUAAUUAGCACGUGCACUACUGCCAAAGAUGCAUGGGACACCUUGCAACGUCAUUGUGAGGGUUCAAAGAGUGUUUGUCAAACGAGGCUGCGACUCCUUGCAGCAAAAUUCGAGACAAUUCGGAUGCUCGAAAAUGAGAAUAUCUCGUCAUACACGGCCAAGUUGAUGAAUAUUGCGAACGAGUGCUACUCUCUUGGAGAACCGAUCUCGAAUGAAAAGCUUGUAGCGAAAGUAAUGAGAUCUCUUCCAAAGCGCUUCAACAUGAUGAUCACGGUGCUUGAUGUCUCGAAGGAUGUGACAGCCAUUAUAUUUGAUGACCUUGUUGGCACUCUCAAGACGUUCGAGAUGAAUCUUGAGUCCUGGGUAGCCUCAACCAAACCGGCCCGGCAGCCGAAAACGAAGAGGACAGGGCCGGAAUCCUACAAUGCUAGGCAUCGUCCAAAUGACCCAGCCAAAAGCCAUCUAAUCAGUCCAAUCCCCAAAAGCGGCCAGAAUCGCCUCAGAGAGACGAGGAGAACACUGCCGACGAAGCAGCCGAACACAGCCGAGAACACAGCCGAACACAACCGACCACUGAGAAGUCCGCCACCUGCCGCAGCUAAUGAAACCGAGAGAAAGCAGCAAAAAGAGAAGCUUACCACCGUACGACGCUGCCGAUCGUCGAAGACGGAAGCUCGCCGACCCAGUCCCUCCACCGUUGGCGCCACCGCCACCUCACCGUCUGCGCUAAUAGCAUCAAUCUUCCACGACGAGGCUCGCUGCCACGCCUCGUCUCACGGCUUCUCCGCCAAGAACGUCGAUAACCCAUCCUCCACCGAGUCCUACUCACUCGACGAGAUCGUCUACCCUUACUGGGAAAAAAAAAAUUGUGAUUAUGAAGCAUGA